Molecule: messenger RNA, 600 nt
Organism: Desarmillaria tabescens
Lineage: Eukaryota; Fungi; Basidiomycota; Agaricomycetes; Agaricales; Physalacriaceae
Product: DUF775-domain-containing protein
Exons: 2
Coding region: 1-600 (199 amino acids)
Biological process (GO): protein import into nucleus
Cellular component (GO): cytosol; nucleus
Molecular function (GO): nuclear import signal receptor activity
Source: RefSeq, a predicted model, not a curated record
AUGUUUGGCUGCUGUGUCGCUGGCCGUCUGCUACAGACAAAUCUCCAACAGAUUGACGAGACGCACGCGUUGUUUGAGCUACCGAACGCCAGUACCAUUAACCAUGUUUGCGUCUUCGUCUUGGGCAAUGUGCCAUUCCCGGAAGGGUAUGGUGCUGCAGUCCACUUCCAUUGGCCUGGAAAAGGAUUCCAGCUUCUUGGAAUGAUAUCUAACGACAAGCCAUCAGCGAUAUUCCGUUUACGGGGUUCCUUUUCCUCAACAUCAACAUAUCGUGCCUUCGACCAAAACGCGCCGAUGGAGGACAAUGGAGACGUCACCGCCAUCCUCGGAUUGUCCAUUGAGCCCGUUCAUGUAAUAGAGUCGCAACUGGCCGCCCUGCCUGCUCCCCUUACGAAGCCUGGAAACGACUUGAGCGCUAACCCUACACUUCUCGCAGAGAAGAUUGUGAAGAACCUGUUCAACUACCUAUCUGGUUUUACGGGCGGGGGGCCCAUGACACCUGAGCUCGCAGUCCCGUUGGGAUUGAUCGCGAGAUGGUAUGAGAAUUUCACUGGAAAGGUUAGAAACAGUGGACUGGCAUUUUUGGAGAGAGAGGAAUAG